Molecule: messenger RNA, 1671 nt
Organism: Arthroderma uncinatum
Lineage: Eukaryota; Fungi; Ascomycota; Eurotiomycetes; Onygenales; Arthrodermataceae
Exons: 3
Coding region: 1-1671 (556 amino acids)
Biological process (GO): ribosomal small subunit biogenesis; ribosomal large subunit biogenesis
Cellular component (GO): nucleolus
Molecular function (GO): DNA binding; RNA binding
Source: RefSeq, a predicted model, not a curated record
AUGGCAGAUAGUUUAGAGGACCGCCUACGAGGCCAUGCGAGCGCGUUUGACGGGUUGCUAUCGCUCAUUCCGGCAAAGUAUUAUUAUGGAGACGACAACAGCGAACAAUGGCAGCGAAAGAAGCAGACCAAGGAGCAGGCAAGGGACGCAAAGAGGGCCAAGCUAGACCCUGAGUCUUCAAAAUCAGCAAAGGACGUAAUGGAUGACAAUGCUCGAAAGAGGAAACGAGGAAAGGAUAAGGAUGAGGUGCAGGAUCUCGACGGGUCUCCCUCAGAGGAAGAGCCGCUGGGCUCAGAAAAGCCGAGGGAAGGCCUGAAGCGGGGGGACUCUAAACCGAAGAAACAAAAGAAAGCCACUGGUUCAGCAGAUGCAGCAGACCAAGAAGCCAAGGCAGAUGAUGCCAGACAGCAGGAGAAAAGAGAUAAAAAGGCAGCAAAGCAGGAGAUGCUCAAACAAAAAGCAGCCGAAAAGCGGGAGAAGCGGAAGGAGAAAGUGAUGGCGCUUAAGGCUGCGAAGAGAGAACAGCAAGCCAGUGUAGAAGCCUCCGCUAAGAUAUCAGAGCCAAAUCCAGACGAAGCGGCCGAAAAGCCAUCGUCAGUGCAGAAACCUACAAAGUCUAAGAAACAACCUGCUGCCAAAGCCGCCAAAAAAUCUUCAGAAAGCGAUGAUGAAGUGGAGGAUAUAGCUAUAGAAGGAUUCUCUGCUGAAGCCCUACAAGUCCAUGCAGACCAUGAAUCAACAGCUCCAACAUCUCCCAACAACGCAUCAGACCCGUCCAACGCCCCCUCUGGCAGCUCCUCCGUCUCCUCCAUCGUCCCGCCUACUGAAUCAUCUAAAUCCAAGUCAACCACCAACGGCACUGAAAAACAAUCCCCGCAAUCCAAAAAGCCUCAAUGUACACCCGAGCAACUAAAAGAGAGACUGCAGAAGCGACUUGAUGAACUUCGUGCUGCCCGCCACGCUGACGGCGUCAAUGGAAAGCCAGCCAAGAACAGACAAGAACUCAUUGAAGGCCGAAGGCAGCGUGAAGAAGCCCGCCGCACACAAAAGAAGGAACAACGACAAAAGGAUAGAGAAGAGGAACAGCGACUUCGAGAUGAAGCUAUCUCCAAACGAUUCUCAUCCAAGGGCCCAGGAUCCCUCCUCUCCUCGCCCGGUUCACCAGCCGACUCGAUAACAUCUAUACCAAACAACUUCUCCUUUGGACGAAUAGUCUUCGCCGAUGGUCAGCAAGUGGACGCCAGCAUGACUGGACUCCGAGAUACAGCCAAGAAGCGUGGUCCCCAGGAUGCAACAACUGCACUCAAAGCAGCAGAAUCCAAGAAGGCCCGACUUGCCGCCCUCGACGAGGAGAAACGCGCCGACAUCGAGGAGAAGGAUAUGUGGCUCAAUGCGAAGAAGAGAGCACAUGGAGAACGCGUCAAAGACGACGUAUCAUUGCUGAAAAAGGCAUUGAGCAGAAAAGAAGGGAUCAAGAAGCGAAGCGAGAAACAGUGGAAGGAGAGGAUAGAAGGUGUUGCCAAGGGUAAGGAAAUCAGACAAUCCAAGCGAGAGGAAAAUCUACGGAAACGAAAGGAGGGCAAGGGUGCCAAGGGUGGGAAGAAGGUGACGAAGAGCAAAGGCAAAGCCAGGCCUGGGUUUGAAGGGAGCUUCAAGUCCAAGAAGAAGUAG